CCACCCUUGGAAGCAGUUUACCUGGCCAUUCCUUUCGUCCCUGUUCACUCGCGCUUCUUUACUGCCCGAGCACCAGCGACAUUCGACGCCUCGUGAUUUGAAACCUCUGGCCCUGUUUUUCACCAUCUGAACGACGCUGAACCCCAGAUCCAAUGGCAAGCAGUACGACUUCUGAGUACCCUGUGUUGAAGGAGGUAAUUGCCAUUGUCGAAGCGUUCGACAAGCAACCGAAUCCCGAGAACUGGGACUAUGAGCGAUGCCCCGCAGACAAGACGACAUCCGUUGGUCGUUGCAGCAUGCCAAUCAAGUCAGCUAACCAAAAGAGGGCCAACGAGCUCCUCGUUCACUUCAAGCUGUUGAAGGAAUGUCCUGCGACCGAGGAGUUUGUCAGCCAGCUCAAAGACUUUCUCCUAGUCUCUCACUGCCACAUCCAUGAACGCCGCGUAACAAGCAGUUUCGAAAGAUGGAGGCACCUACACGCUACAUCAUCUAUCUCCAUGACUGCCCAAAGUCCAUCCAAGAUCGAGAACAACUCCGACGAUAGCUCCCUAUCUGUCGAUGCAACAUCCAUGAGCCAAGCGACGUCUUCCACCAUCAGUGACCCGGCAUCGUCCGAAUCAACGAGCCCUGUUGAAGAUAAAAACUUCGUCCAGGUUGAGGUAGUCACGGACGGCAUCUCAACUUUGGCUAUCGCCUCUGCCGGCAUCAAUCCCAGCGAUGCUCACGAUGGAAAGCGUGAGCAGGUCCUAGACACUGGCCUGGCCACAGAGGGCAUCUCGACUUUGGCUAUUGCCUCUGCCAGUAUCAUUCCCGAUGACGCCAACGAUGAAAGACCUCAGCAAAUGACCGGUCUUGGCCUGGUCACUCCCCGCCGAAAGAAAUCAAUCCAAGAUGACUGUCGAGUCCUCAAUGAGAUCUACAAAGACCUGACUGCAAAGCAGAAAGAACUUGGAGUCGUCUAUGUACUCAACCAUGUCAAACAUGACGGCCUAUACAAGAUUGGAUGGACGGAAAAGACAGUGAAGGAGAGACUGAAACAGUCAGGGAACUGCUGCAAGUUCAACACAACAACCGUCUACGAAUCUCCCGGAGAGCGAUUCCUUGGGGCGGCCAAGGUUGAGAAGCUCGUCCACGAAAUGCUUCGCUUCCACAACGUCAAAGUAUCCGAGUGUGCCUACUGUGCAAAGGGCCACAGAGAGUGGUUCAAGGCGCCAAAGGAAAUGAUUUUGAACCAUAUCAAGGUCAUGGAGUGUUUUGUUAAGUUACCCGCGUACACGUCCGAAAACGGCGAACGCUGGAAGCUUUCGGGUCCUGCCUACGACAUUGUCAGACGGAUAACCAACAUCACGCCGGCGAUGAUUCAGAUGGCGAUGGCAGGUAUAGAGGAUUUGGUCCAGACAAAGUCGGAAACGGUUACGGAAGUCACAAAGAUCUCUGUCUCGCCCGACCCCCAAGACCUUGAGGAUACGGAGGGCCAGAGACCCUCAGACGAGGUGGACUUCGAUGAUCGUGAAGAGAUCGUAGGAGAACCCAAAGAGUCUGCUGGUGCAAAAGCUGGUAGGUUUGUAGAACGGGCCAUGCAAGGAGUUGAAGAGGCCAAAGACAAAGUUCACCGCUUGCGAGCAAGCCGCAAAAGCGGCGAAGUGCGCAACAUCGAAGAAGUCGUCGACGAUAUUUUUCACAUCAUGUAUCCCCAGGAGACCCAGACUGGGUGAGUCAAUGCCUGUGACAGGAUACGGGUUGGAUUUUCUCAAUUGGAGAAGAGAUUGAAGCGCGAGAUCAAAGAUUUCAGGGAAGAAUCGAAACGCUAAAGGACGACAAAGAAGUUACGGAUUUCACCUUGCUAUGUCUAAUGUUUUUUUUUUUUG
Colletotrichum destructivum is the source of this 1868-nucleotide messenger RNA. RefSeq lists its product as uncharacterized. The record is from RefSeq and is a predicted model, not a curated record. Lineage: Eukaryota; Fungi; Ascomycota; Sordariomycetes; Glomerellales; Glomerellaceae. The coding region runs from base 153 to 1715 and encodes 520 amino acids. The transcript has a single exon.